This is a messenger RNA of Psilocybe cubensis, 870 nucleotides long. RefSeq lists its product as uncharacterized. The record is from RefSeq and is a predicted model, not a curated record. Gene Ontology annotation, molecular function: delta(3,5)-delta(2,4)-dienoyl-CoA isomerase activity. The transcript has 6 exons. Lineage: Eukaryota; Fungi; Basidiomycota; Agaricomycetes; Agaricales; Agrocybaceae. Gene Ontology annotation, cellular component: mitochondrion. Bases 1 to 870 code for a protein of 289 amino acids.
AUGGCAUCCUAUUCCUCGAAAUGGAUCAAAGUGUCUGAACCUGUCCCCCAUGUUCUUCUCAUUGAAUUGGCCAGAGCACCGGUAAACGCAUUCUGUACGGAAUUUUGGGUGGCGUAUGGAAAGCUCUUUGAUACACUAACGGCCGAUGGGUAUGAUGUCCGCGCCGCUGUGAUAACAUCCGCCUUUCCCAAGUAUUUCACCGCUGGUCUUGACUUGCACGAUGCCUCUGCUCUAGGAUCAUCCGGCGCAGACACCUCACUCGACUCAGCUCGCGCCUCGCUCUCCACCCGCAAACAUUUACUCGCAUUCCAAACCGCCAUUGGCGCUCCAGAACGUGCCCCUUUCCCUGUAAUUGCUGCAAUUCACGGUCAUUGUAUCGGCCUCGGUGUAGACUUGAUUGGAGUGUGUGACAUCCGGUAUGCGGCCAAGGACACCAAAUUUUCUAUCAAGGAAAUCGACAUUGGACUAGCCCCCGACAUCGGGUCUCUCGCCUUUCUCCCAAAAAUCACAGGGAACCAUUCGUUGGUUCGCGAGCUCACGUAUACCGCUCGAGUCUUCUCAUCGGACGAGGCACGAGAGCUGGGGCUGGUUUCUCGCGUUGUUGAAGGAGGCAGGGAUGAGGUUGUGAAGGAAGCUUUGGCGUUGGCCACCUUUGUGGCUGGAAAAAGCCCCGUCGCUGUUUCAAGUGCCAAACAUCUCAUCACCCACUCACGAGAUCACAGUGUUCCGGAGAAUCUCGCAUAUACAGGAGCAUGGAAUGCUGCCGCGUUGAUGACCAAUGAUAUCCGAGAUAAUCUCUUGGCCACAUCGAAGAAGGAGAAGGCCAAGUUUGCUCCUUUGGCUGUGCAGACGAAGCUUCCAAAACUAUGA